UAGUGGUUUCACCCUUGGAUUCUUCUUGGCGUCUUCUCUUUAGUUUUCAGUAUUUAACGUAAAACGCCAGCCGGUUCCGGCGCACCACCCCGCGUACAGCCAUUAGAGAAGAGUAGAAACAAUGGCUGAUAACAGUGCAUUAACAUCCACUACUGGGAGUACAAGCUUGGCAGACUGUUCCAUUUUUGAUUCUAAAGUUACUGAAACUUCUAAGGAAAACUUAUGUAUUGGAUCUACUUCAUAUGUUGAAGAAGAAAUGCCUCAGAUUGAAACAAGAGUGAUACUGGUUCAAGAAGCUGGAAAACAAGAAGAACUUAUAAAAGCCUUAAAGACUAUUAAAAUAAUGGAAGUCCCUGUUAUAAAGAUAAAAGAAAGUUGUCCUGGAAAAUCGGAUGAAAAAUUAAUAAAAAGUGUUGUUAAUAUGGAAAUUAAAGUGCCGUUUGUAAAGAUGGAAACUGUUGAAGAAUUUAAAAGUUUGGAUUCUCCAGAAUUUGAAAAUGUAUUCAUAGUCAUGGACUUCCAGGAUUCUGUCUUUCAUGAGUUAUACAAGACUGAUUGUAGAGUUAUUGGACCACCAGUUGUAUUAAACUGUGUACAAAAAGGAGAGCCUUUGCCAUUUUCAUGUCGCCCCCUCUAUUGUACAAGCAUGAUGAAUCUAGUACUGUGUUUUACUGGAUUCAGGAAGAAAGAAGAACUAGUCAGAUUGGUGACAUUGGUUCAUCACAUGGGUGGAAUUAUUCGAAAAGACUUUAAUUCAAAAGUUACACAUUUGGUGGCAAAUUGUACACAAGGAGAGAAAUUCAGGAUAGCUGUGAGCCUGGGUACUCCAAUUAUGAAACCAGAAUGGAUUUAUGAAGCUUGGGAAAGGCGGAAUGAACAGGAUUUCUGUGCAUCCGUUGAUGAUUUUAGGAAUGAAUUUAAAGUUCCUCCAUUUCAAGAUUGCAUUUUAAGUUUCCUGGGAUUUUCAGAUGAAGAGAAAACCAAUAUGGAAGAAAUGACUGAAAUGCAAGGAGGAAACUAUUUACCUGUUGGAGAUGAAAGAUGCACUCACCUUAUAGUUGAAGAGAAUAUAGUAAAAGAACUUCCAUUUGAACCUUCGAAGAAGCUUUAUGUUGUCAAGCAAGAGUGGUUCUGGGGAAGCAUUCAAAUGGAUGCCCGAGCUGGAGAAACUAUGUAUUUAUAUGAAAAGGCUAAUACCCCUGAGCUCAAGAAAUCAGUGUCACUGCUUUCUCUAAGUACUCCAAACAGCAAUCGCAAAAGACGUCGUUUAAAAGAGACACUUGCUCAGCUUUCAAGAGAGACAGACAUGUCACCUUUCCCUCCCCGUAAGCGCCCAUCAGCUGAACAUUCCCUUUCUAUAGGGUCACUCCUAGAUAUCUCCAACACACCAGAAUCUAGCGUUAAUUAUGGAGAAACACCAAAAUCUUGUACUAAGUCUUCUAAAAAUUCCACUCCAGUUCCUUCAAAGCAGUCAGCCAGGUGGCAAGUUGCAAAAGAGCUCUAUCAGACUGAAAGUAAUUAUGUAAAUAUAUUGGCCACAAUUAUUCAGUUAUUUCAAGUGCCGUUGGAAGAGGAAGGACAACGAGGUGGGCCUAUCCUUGCACCAGAAGAGAUUAAGACUAUUUUUGGUAGUAUUCCGGAUAUCUUUGAUGUGCACACUAAGAUAAAGGAUGAUCUUGAAGACCUUAUUGUUAAUUGGGAUGAGAGCAAAAGCAUUGGUGAUGUCUUUCUUAAAUAUUCGAAAGAUUUGGUAAAAACCUACCCUCCCUUUGUGAACUUCUUUGAAAUGAGCAAGGAAACAAUUAUUAAAUGUGAAAAACAGAAACCAAGAUUUCAUGCAUUUCUGAAGAUAAACCAAGCUAAACCAGAAUGUGGACGGCAAAGCCUUGUUGAACUGCUUAUCCGACCAGUACAGAGAUUACCCAGUGUUGCAUUACUUUUAAAUGAUCUUAAGAAGCAUACAGCUGAAGAGAACCCUGAUAAAAGCACUCUAGAAAAAGCUAUUGGAUCACUAAAGGAAGUAAUGACCCACAUUAAUGAGGAUAAGAGAAAAACAGAAGCUCAAAAGCAGAUUUUCGAUGUUGUUUAUGAAGUAGAUGGAUGUCCAGCUAAUCUUUUAUCUUCUCACCGAAGCUUAGUUCAGCGAGUUGAAACAAUUUCUCUAGGUGAGCACCCCUGUGACAGAGGAGAACAAGUAACUCUCUUCCUCUUCAAUGACUGCCUGGAGAUAGCAAGAAAACGACACAAGGUUAUUGGCACUUUUAGGAGCCCUCCUGGCCAGACCCGACCCCCAGCUUCUCUUAAGCAUAUUCACCUAAUGCCUCUUUCUCAGAUUAAAAAGGUGCUAGAUAUACGAGAGACAGAAGAUUGCCAUAAUGCUUUUGCCUUGCUUGUGAGGCCACCUACAGAGCAGGCAAAUGUGCUGCUCAGUUUCCAGAUGACAUCAGAGGAACUUCCAAAAGAAAACUGGCUAAAGAUGCUAUGUCGACAUGUAGCCAACACCAUUUGUAAAGCAGAUGCUGAGAAUCUUAUGUACACUGCUGAUCCAGAAUCCUUUGAAGUAAAUACAAAAGAUAUGGACAGUACAUUGAGUAGAGCAUCUAGAGCAAUAAAAAAGACUUCAAAAAAGGUUACAAGAGCAUUCUCUUUCUCCAAAACUCCAAAAAGAGCUCUACGAAGGGCUCUUAUGACAUCCCAAAGUUCAGUGGAGGGAAGAAGUCCUUCUAGCAAUGACAAGCGUGUAAUGAGUCGUCUGUCUAGCACAUCAUCAUUAGCAGGCAUCCCAUCUCCCUCCCUUGUCAGUCUUCCUUCCUUCUUUGAAAGGAGAAGUCAUACUUUAAGUAGAUCUACAACUCAUUUGAUAUGAAGCUUAAAAAAAUCUUAAUUUGUAGAAACUUAUAAACACCUCAUACUCAAGUAAGAAACUGACUUGAAGGGUACUUGUCGUUAGCACUUGCUGAAAGCUGGAAAGAAGGUAACACUAAACUAUACCAUUUUUAUUCUUCUUGAAAGAUAAGGUUAACCUUUUACAUUUUUUGCAGUUAAUUGAUGUAAAAAAUUAUAUUGAUUUUGAUGUAAUUUUUCUCUUUGAAUACAAUUGAAGACUAAUAAUUUGUUUAUGAUAUUAGUAACUUUGCCACGUGAUACAAUAAAUAAAUUUUAUUGGUCGAUGCCAAAUACUGCUGUGAAUCUCUUUGUAUAGUGUCCAUGAAUGAAUUUUUGGAAAUAAAUAUUUGUGUAUCUCAAUUUGUUCAGAAAUUAGGUGAUAUCACAGUCCUUAGUAGAUAAAAAACCUGCAUAGAUCUCUGAAUAGUGGGUUCUUGUUUCACAUGUGCUAUUUAAAGAAGUUAUUUAACUGCUCCUUUUGCAGUUUAUUUUGUAAAUAAAGAUAUCACAUGUGGAUUUGAAAAGAUUUGCCCCUGUUAACAAGAAUAACAGUUAAAGGGAUGGUUUCAAAAUAUACUUGCAAAUUGAGGUAAGGACAGAAAGAUUUAAAAAUAAUGUAAAUUUUGCACAAACAUGAUACUGGUGGUGUAUACUUGUAGCUGUUUAAGGGACAAUAUACUUAUGUUGAUUUUAGCCACUAGCAAAUCUUGAUUUAGUUUGAUAGUGUGUGGAAUUUUAUUUUGAAGGAUAAGACCAUGGGGAAAUUGUGGUAAAGAUUGUUUAUACUCUUUAUGAAAUAAUUAUAAAAGUUUGCUAAUCUACUGUAAAAUACAUAGAUAUGUGUAUGGUCAAAUUUUUAUUGUGGCCUCAUAAUUAAAUGUAAAAUUGAAAUACAUUUAUUUGUUGUUGUAAAAUAUUUUUCAAACCCUGAUGUUAUCUUUCAUAAUAGUCUUUUUUUUUUUAUAGUCAGUAAUACAAAAUAAUCAAGUUCCUAUGAAUAAAUGCAUUUUUAUUUCCUACCUGUUUAGGGAGCACUGCAAAUGUUUGUCAUUUAACAAUUUUCAGUUAUCUGUUAAAUAGUUCAACUGACUAUAUAGAUUUUUUCCUAUGCCACAUAUGUACCACUUUUAAAUAGUAAAUGAUCCUUUAUUGCUAUAUUUUAAAAGCAGUUGUAUUAGGAAGAACUUUGUAAAUAAAU
Messenger RNA from Hippopotamus amphibius kiboko, 4084 nucleotides. It is a transcript of the gene ECT2, whose product is annotated as epithelial cell transforming 2. Gene Ontology annotation, biological process: regulation of cytokinesis, actomyosin contractile ring assembly; nervous system development; mitotic cytokinesis. Gene Ontology annotation, molecular function: guanyl-nucleotide exchange factor activity; GTPase activator activity. The record is from RefSeq and is a predicted model, not a curated record. Gene Ontology annotation, cellular component: cell cortex; nucleus. The transcript has 25 exons. Bases 122 to 2866 code for a protein of 914 amino acids. Lineage: Eukaryota; Metazoa; Chordata; Mammalia; Artiodactyla; Hippopotamidae.